Pararge aegeria (speckled wood butterfly) is the source of this 3689-nucleotide messenger RNA. It is a transcript of the gene Mat89Ba, whose product is annotated as nucleolar protein 6. The transcript has 15 exons. Lineage: Eukaryota; Metazoa; Arthropoda; Insecta; Lepidoptera; Nymphalidae. Gene Ontology annotation, cellular component: small-subunit processome; CURI complex; UTP-C complex. The coding region runs from base 89 to 3451 and encodes 1120 amino acids. Gene Ontology annotation, biological process: rRNA processing; tRNA export from nucleus. The record is from RefSeq and is a predicted model, not a curated record.
CCAUGGCCGUCAACCAUGCGAAAAUGUGUUGUUUACAAAAAUAUAACCCCUAAAUUAUGUUUUGAAAUUGAAAAAUUGUUUAUUAAAUAUGGUUAAGCGUGAAUUAAAAAACUCUGUUUCUGAGGAUGAGGCUGGAUCGGAUAUAGUUAAUGACAAUGGCAAGAGACUUGCCGAGCCUGCAAAUAAAGAUGGUCCGAAACGUCUUAAAACAAAGAGCCUGUAUCGCCAGCCAACAGCGAACGAGCUCAAUCGACUACAAGAAACAGAAAACUUGUUUAAUUCCAAUCUUUUCCGUCUCCAAGUCGAAGAGGUACUUCAAGAAGUCAGCGUUAAAGAGAAAACAGUGAAAAGAUUUCAGGAAUGGUAUAAUAAUUUAAAAACAUACCUCUUGUCCAUACCUGAGGAUACAACUAAGUAUGAUUUAACUGAGAAAUCUUUUGAAAAAUGUUUAAAAGUCAAACUACCUGUUAGCAAUGAAGUAAGAAAGACAAAAGUGGUGUUUCGAUUUCAUAAAUUUACUGAUGUUGGAAUUGUUGGUUCUUACACAUUAGGAUGUUCUAUCAACUCAAAAUUAAUAGUUGAUUUACAAAUCACAGUUCCAGCAGAGACUUUUACUAAGAAUGACUCAGUAAACUAUAAAUAUCAUCUUAAAAGAUCAGCAUACCUUGCUUACAUUGCUUCACAUAUAUCUAAACUUGAAUCAAUACAAGAAAUUAAAUACACAUACCUCAAUAAUUGCACCACCAAGCCUCUCAUUUAUAUUAAACCAAGUGGGAAGUUGGGUAAUAAUUUAUUGGUACAUGUGAAUAUAGUGUGUGAUGAUGAAACAUAUAAAUUACAUAGGUUUAGUCCGUCUCGCAAUAAUUUAAGAGAAUCAUGGCUAUUUUCAACAGAACAAGAAGGUACAGAAAUCGGACCACCUACACCUUAUUAUAACAGCAGCAUAUUGACGGACCUAACAGCUCUUGAAAAUCAGACAUUUCUAAACGAGACCCUAAUAAACAAGGAAAAUUUAAAACAAGCAAUAGUCCUGUUAAAGAUUUGGGUGCGACAGCGUAACUUGAAAGUGUCAGGUCAUGUCAUAAGCUUGCUAAUAGCUUAUCUGGUGCAAGCUAAGAGAAUCAAUAAUAUUAUGAGCAGCUAUCAGAUAGUGAGGAAUGUUUGGAUUUAUUUAAAAUCAUCAGAAUGGGAUAAAAACGGUAUAUCCCUGUAUAAAGGUCAAGGCACACCAUCUGUAGAAGAAUUCCAUACACAUUUUCCAAUAGUUUUCCUAGACAAGACCGGGUAUUAUAACACAUGCUGGCAGAUGUGUAAAGGCACUUAUUAUGCUUUGAGAAGGGAGAGUGGAUUAGCAGUUGAUAUGUUGGACAAUGGGAAGAUUAACAGCUUUAUACCGCUUUUCAUGACGCCUGUGACAGUUUUGAUGCAGUUUGACCAUAUAUUGAGGUUUAAGAAUCUUCCCAAGCUGAAGGAGUCCAUAUUAGAUAAAGCUCCCAAAUCACGUAAAGUUAACUACGGGCUGGACCAGUUAGCACUGGUUACUGACACUUUGUACAACUUGCUAAGUAAAGGCCUGGGAGAUAGAGUUGACUUGAUACUGCAGAUAGUGGAAGCUGAUUUCUCGUGGCCUGUCACUAAAACUGUAAAAAACGCAAGAAAAGAUGGUUACGUGGAAAAGCUCUCAUUUGGCUUGAUUCUGAACCCCGAGAACGCAAUAAAUAUCGUGGAUAAGGGCCCGCCCGCCAACUUACCCGAGGCUGAAGAGUUCAGGGCCUUCUGGGGCGACAAGUCGGAGCUGCGUCGGUUUCAAGACGGCUCCAUCACCGAGGCGUGCGUGUGGGACGCUAGCACUCUCGCGGAGCGGCGGUCAAUAAGUCGCCAGAUUGUAGAUUAUCUUCUACAUCUCAAGUAUGAUAUACCUGCAACGGAACUGUACCACAUCUGCUCACAACUAAACGACCUGACGGCGAGGAAGUCUGCGAACUGCCAGCAGAUGGAGGAGUCGGCGCUGUCAGUGCUGCAAGCGUUUGACGAGCUGAGGAGAGAUCUGCGCGCGUUGAGCCAGCUGCCUUUGGACAUUAGCGCUGUUUAUGGUAUAUCCCCGGUGUUCAGCUACUGCGAGCCGUUCCCAGCGCUGGGCUUAAACCUGGACCGCAACCCGCGGCGCCGCGCCCACGCCUCGCUGAUAAAGGAGCUACACAACACCAGGCUGCCCGAAUACACUCCGGUCAACAAAGCUAUCGUGGAGUUGAGUCACAGCGGCAAGUGGCCGGGCGACAUCGAGGCGUUCCGCUGCCUCAAGGCGGCCUUCCACGUGCAGAUAGCGGAGCGGCUCAACAAGCAGUUCUCGCUGCCCGCGCACGCCCACGACAGCCACGUGGACGUGCUCAAGAACGGCCUGGUGUUCCGCCUGCAGGUCGCGCACGCCAAGGAAGUCACGUUGCUGCGGAGAGACGUGCAGAGAGGCGUCGUGAAAUUCGCGGAGAGCGAGGACAGUGUCUCUCUGCAGUGCGAGACUGUGAUACUACCGCGGCUCAGAGGCGCUUUGCAUGGUCUCCACCAGAAGCAACCCGCGUUUGGGCCCACGGUGUGCCUGCUGCUGCGCUGGUUGAGCUGCCACCUGCUGGGUGACCACUGGCCGCGCAGUGUUGCGGAGCUGUUGGUGGCGGCGGUGUUCACUCACCACGCGCCGCUGCGGCCGCCCGCGCAGCCCGUGUCGGCUCUGUACCGGGUGCUGAAGCUACUUGGUAACACCGACUGGACCAGUCAGAUGUUGCUGCUGGACUUCAAUGACGACAUGUCGCGUGAAGAUAUAGCGGAAGUGGAGCGCAAGUUCAACUCGCGCGAAGACCAAACCCCCUACCUGUUCAUCGCGACUGCGUACGACGGAGACCUGCCGUCCGUGUGGAGCCGGAGAUCACCUACCAAGCAAGUGGUGUUGCGCACCCAGCAGAUAGCAAAGGCCACCUUGGCUUACCUUGAGAAAGCCCUGUUGGAGGAUAUGGAAGAUAAUAUUUUGCCUGCCUUCGUGCCGUCGCUGUCGGGGUACGACGUGUUGCUCCGCCUGCAGAGGGGGCUGGUGCCGCACUGCUCGGAGCGCCUGGACUCCCGGCCGCGCCGCCCGCGCGCGGAGCCCCCGCCCGAGGGUGCGCCGCCCGUCAUACCCGUGGUGGAGUUCCACCCCGUCGACAGAUACUUGGAGGAGUUGAGGAGUGCGUACAGCGAGUUCGCAUUAUUCUUCCACGACCGCUACGGCGGGGAUGUAAUUGCUGUUCUGUGGAAACCAGACAUCCAGGAAUUGAAAGAUUUCCAGAUUUUAAACGCCAAGGCGCUCAAACAAAUAACAGUUGACGGCGAGACGAAAUACAAAGUGAACAUUGAAGCGAUCAUCGAAGACUUUAGGAUAAUAGGAACGGGACUUGUGAAGGAAGUCACCAUAAAUUCUAAAUAAACGACGGCCACCAAUGCCUAAUAAAUAAUUGAAGAUGGCCACAUCUGAUAUACAAUAGGCAAUCGGACAAUCAAAAACAUCUAAAAUGUGUUUAUACAACGUGUAUAUGAAAACCGAAAUAAAAUAAUAAAAUAAAAUAAAAUAUCUUUAUUUUCAAAAAGAUUAAAAAAAUCAAUUGCUAGUGGUCUCCACACUAGGUAUCCUGUAUCGUGGAGACCAUGAAAGACUUCGCUUUUAG